AUAAUAAUAAUAUUUCUCUGUUGUUUGUUCUGAGAAUGGCGACACUCAUUGGCGGUGUAUAGCUUCAAUGAAAACGAAAUUCAGAAGAUUAUGGUGACACAAGAUCUCUACGUAUUCUUUCUUAGCUUUACAUUUAUUCUAUUCUAUUCUAUUCUAUUCUAACUCAUCCGAUCUUAACAAUUCAAUUCAAUUCAAUGUUUUCUUAUAAAUUAGCUCCAAAAUACUCUUGAUCCAUGUUCAUAUACGUUUAGAUCUCUGUUCUGUUGUGCUCUGUAUAUGCAAUAAUGAUUACUGAAAGUUAUUCGAAUGUGUGUCCCAUCUCCGGAAUUGUACCGGCAUUGCAAGCCGAAUAUGGGAAUACGUUAUGUUUGUUUGUUCAGGGCCAACGAAGACAAGAGAUUAUUGAUAGAGACAGACAACUCAAUCUCUAUCGGACUGGUUCAGCGCCCCCCACACUCCACGAUCCAAUCGUUUUCACUCGUUUUUCUCAUCAACAACUGACCUCUGAUCCGGCGUAUAAUUCCUACUCCAAUCUAAACAGACCUAGGCGCAUUCCUCCCUCAUUCUUGUCAAAUGAGGAUACAUCUAGUUUUCCACAGGGAAUGCAGAUAAGUACUGCUGGUGGUGGUGGAGGUAGCUCCUCGGGCGUUGGGGAGAUUGGUGAUAGGAGGAAGACGGUGGUUAGUAAUGACAGGUCUCUUUUAUCUCUCCAACCCGAGUUUAAUGAUGACAAAGAGGAGACGACAAUCGUAGAAUUGGAGAAAACUGAAACGGAUGUACAAGGAGGUGGUGGCGAUGGACUCAUCGGAUUGCCUUGGUCGGCACCAAGAACUCGUCGAAAAAGCAUAGCUGAAAUCAUUCAGGAUGAUUUUAGCCACUCAUUGUCUGAUUCCAGGAAUCCUCCUCAUUCUCGUUCUGCUAGCUUUAAUGCCUUAUAUGGCAUUCGUGAAUCUUCUGCGCCCCAUUUUGGCAAACUACAAGAGGAGUGGGCAUCAAUGGAUGCCCUUGGUGGCUCUACUUCCAGGCCAUUGGUUCGGAAUACUGUUGUUGGUGGAACUGCUGCUAAUACCUAUGCUUCUGCAUUGGGUACCUCUUUGUCAAGAAGCAAAUCUACUGACCCUUUUCUUGUUUCAUGUAUAGGCAGUACUAGUUCUAUGGAUAAAAGAAAUGUUCUUGGUUCAAACUCAUUUAAUGGUAUGCUACCUUCUAUGGAGGAAUCAGCUGACCUGUUGACUGCUAUGUCUAACAUGGCUGUAGCAUGCAAUGGAAUGCCAGAUGAAAUUAAUCAUUCUCGGUCUGUUGAUCGACAGAAUCUUCUUCACAUGAAAGUAGAUCAGUACCAUGCCAACCAAUAUCUAUAUUCAGAAGCAUUAGAAUCUCCACAAUUUCAUCCACUUGCUAAUUUGCAGUCUUCCAAACCAUUGUUUACAGAUAUUGGUCAAAUAAAUGCAACUAGAACGGAUAUGAAUGGACUUAACAGCCCUUCUACUUCCUCUGGGACAGCCUACAUGAAAGGAACCUCUAACCGAGUCCACAACAUUGCAGGAAAUUCACCAAUUCCAAAGUAUGGCUUAAAUGGGUAUACUCUAAAUCCUGCAUCACCUUCUCUUAUUGGAAAACAAGGUGGUCAUUUGCCUUCUUUAUUUAGUAGCCCUAUUGGGGACUCUGUCAUGGACCUCUCUGACGUGGAUUCUAGAUCUUUUGGUGGUAAUCUAGCUUUAGACCCCAAUUUGCUCUCUGCAGCAUCAGAAUUACAAAAUCUUAGUAGAGUUGGCAAUCGAAAUGCUUCUCUUGAAAUUCCCCCUAUAGAUCAUCCCAUGUAUCAUCCGUACAUGAAGUCAAAUGACUAUUGUGUCCCAGAAGCUGCAAUGAUGAAUGACCCGAUGAUGGAUACCGAUGCUUAUACUACUAACCUAGUGGACUUUCAGAGAGCUUAUCUUAGCUCCUUUCCUUCACCUAAAAAGUCACAAUAUGGCUCUACAUAUGUUAAGUCUGGAAAUCAUAAAUACUAUGGAAGCCAGAUUUUCAAUCUUGAUAUGCAUCUUGGAAGUCCAUUGGUUGACGACCCCUAUCUUCCAAACUGUGCAAUUGGGUCAGGGAAUCCAGUCAAGUAUGGUGAAAGGAGGAACCGGCAUUUUCCUUCUGUAAUGAGGAACCUUGAUGGAGGUGCAUUGGGAACAUGGCGGCUAGAAGGGUGUGGUAACUUGGAUGAGCAUUUUUCUUCUUCAUUACUAGAUGACUUUAAGAGCAAUAAAAUUAAGUGCUUUGAGCUUUCAGAAAUUGCUGGUCAUGUUGUUCAAUUUAGUGCGGAUCAGUACGGUAGUCGGUUUAUUCAGCAGAAGCUUGAAACUGCCACAUUGGAUGAGAAAAACAUGGUUUUCCACGAGAUUAUGACUCAACCUCUUUCAUUAGUAACAGACGUGUUUGGAAAUUACGUUAUCCAAAAGUUUUUUGAGCAUGGAACACCAUCUCAGAUAAGAGAACUUGCUGAAGAUCUUACUGGGAAUGUUCUAACUCUGAGCCUUCAAAUGUAUGGCUGUCGUGUAAUCCAGAAGGCGGUAGAAGUUGUUGAAUUGGAUCAACAGACUAAAUUGGUUAAUGAGCUUGAGGGUCAUGUCCUGCGAUGUGUUCGUGAUCAGAAUGGAAAUCAUGUUAUUCAGAAGUGCAUUGAAUGCAUACCUCAGGAAGCUAUUCACUUUAUUGUCUCUGUAUUUUAUGAUCAAGUUGUUACACUGUCCAAGCAUCCUUAUGGUUGUCGGGUUAUACAGAGAGUUUUGGAGCACUGUACUGACCCUAAAACCCAACGUAUAAUGAUGGAGGAGAUUUUAAAAUCUGUUUGCUUGUUGGCACAUGAUCAGUAUGGGAAUUAUGUGGUUCAGCACGUGCUGGAACAUGGAAGGCCUGAGGAGCGUUCUGCAAUAAUAAACAAACUAAUUGGACAGAUAGUUCAAAUGAGUCAGCAGAAAUUUGCAUCCAAUGUUGUGGAGAAGUGCUUGACUUUUGGAAUGUUGACAGAGCGUCAGAUCCUUGUGGAUGAAAUUCUUGGAUCUACCGAAGAAAGCGAGUCUCUACAGGUGAUGAUGAAAGAUCAGUAUGCAAAUUAUGUUGUUCAGAAAGUCUUGGAAACUUGUGAUGACGAGCAUCUUGAACUGAUCCUUAACAAAAUAAAGAUUCAUUUGACUGCUCUAAAGAAAUACACUUACGGAAAACACAUAUUUGCUCGUGUAGAGAAGCUUGUUGCAGCUGGAGAAAAAAGGAUCGGAGUGAUCUCUUCAUACUCUGGAUAGCAUUUGCAUUUGGUGUACAACUGACUGAGGCUUAGCAAUGGGUGCUGGAUUUUUGGUGCAUUCUUCCAUGUCUUUUGACACUAGCUAGUUAUUGCUCUAAGUUAGUAAUAUUAAUAUUUAUAUGUGGGGGCCCCGGGGUGAGGACUCGAAUCAUGAUCCUAAGGACAUGAGUUCAUGUGUUCCACCACUGAACUAUGAGUUCAGUUAUUCAAUGGGAGCUUAUCUGAAAAUUAAUAAAGGAAAAGGAGUGUUGGUUAGUAGAUUUUACUUAUUUUGUAGUUGGGGAAUGGGGCUGGCUUAUUAUCUCCAUAAA
Messenger RNA from Impatiens glandulifera, 3600 nucleotides. Its product is annotated as pumilio homolog 1-like. The record is from RefSeq and is a predicted model, not a curated record. Gene Ontology annotation, biological process: post-transcriptional regulation of gene expression. Gene Ontology annotation, molecular function: mRNA binding. Lineage: Eukaryota; Viridiplantae; Streptophyta; Magnoliopsida; Ericales; Balsaminaceae. The coding region runs from base 285 to 3287 and encodes 1000 amino acids. The transcript is spliced from 9 exons. Gene Ontology annotation, cellular component: cytoplasm.